Pelodiscus sinensis (Chinese soft-shelled turtle) is the source of this 2869-nucleotide messenger RNA. Lineage: Eukaryota; Metazoa; Chordata; Testudines; Trionychidae. The record is from RefSeq and is a predicted model, not a curated record.
CCUCCUGCCCCUGUAAUGUUGCACUGCUGUUGGCUGCCAAGUUGGUAUUAAAUCACUUGAUGUUGUUAGCUACCUUGGGGAGCUUUCAAGCAGAACCCUAUAGAGAGAGUGUAGAGAUCGGUGAAAGUGUGAGAGGGGAAGAUGUGUACAUCAUCCAGAGUGGCUGUGGAGAAAUCAAUGAUAACUUGAUGGAACUUCUCAUAAUGAUCAAUGCUUGCAAGAUUGCAUCAUCAUCCAGAGUGACUGCAGUAAUUCCAUGUUUUCCAUAUGCGAGGCAAGAUAAGAAAGACAAGAGUCGUGCUCCAAUCUCUGCAAAACUUGUUGCCAAUAUGCUGUCAGUUGCUGGGGCUGACCACAUCAUCACCAUGGAUUUGCAUGCUUCUCAGAUACAGGGUUUCUUUGAUAUUCCAGUGGAUAACCUGUAUGCAGAACCUGCAGUAUUGCAAUGGAUUAAAGAGAACAUUUUGGAAUGGAGAAACUGUAUCAUAGUCUCACCUGAUGCAGGUGGAGCAAAAAGGGUUACUUCAAUUGCAGAUAGACUGAAUGUUGAAUUUGCUCUGAUUCACAAGGAGAGAAAGAAAGCAAAUGAAGUGGACAGAAUGGUAUUGGUUGGUGAUGUGAAAGAUAGGAUAGCUAUUCUUGUUGAUGACAUGGCUGACACAUGUGGCACAAUAUGUCAUGCAGCAGACAAGUUAGUGUCUGCUGGAGCCACUAAAGUUUAUGCUAUUCUGACUCAUGGAAUCUUCUCGGGCCCUGCUAUUUCUCGGAUCAAUAAUGCUGCAUUUGAGGCAGUUGUAGUAACUAACACAAUCCCACAGGAUGAGAAAAUGAAACACUGUCCCAAGAUUCAGGUUAUUGAUAUUUCCAUGAUUCUGGCCGAGGCAAUCCGAAGAACACACAAUGGUGAAUCUGUGUCAUACCUGUUCAGCCAUGUUCCACUAUAACUGCAAGAGAUUAGUAUUUUCCUAUUGGUUGUAUCCACCUGUCAUUGUUCUUAAAGAAUGCAACUCAACAAUGAAAUGACUCCCUCUGUAAAAAGCUUUAGAUCUUGCAUAAUUAAAGGUUUUUUUUCAUUUUCUAAUUAAUCUUUCUUCAUUGUAAAUGAGCAAUGCAACUCCAUCUUGCAAAAUCUGUUACAAAUAGGAUUUUGGAAGCUUCAGUUCUUACCUGUGACUUAUCCCUAUAAGUAACUUUUUUGUUUUCUGUAUUUGCCUGCAGCAAGAGGGUCAAUACAUUUCAAAACUUUUUUAUAUUUGUGGUGGCUGCCAAAAGGAGCCCAAUUUUAAAAUAUUUCAUAUUUAGUUUAUAUUUAAUAAGAAGUUGAAUGGGCAAUGAGGUAUUUCUUCUGCUGUGUAAUAUUGAACCUUGUCAAGGGCUGUUAACUAAACAUUGGGAAAAGGGAUCAGAUGUGUAUUCCCUUAAGUUAAAUAUUUUUAUACUUUUGCUUUUUACUUUGGCAGAAAUCGUGUGGUAGCUUGAUGCCCACCUACUUCAUAUACCUCAUGAUUCAAAAUUGCUGGGCAAGUUCACUUUUUGUGGGGUCAGCAUGGAUGUAGAUUAGAGAUUAGUUGCUUGUGUUCUCUUCCUAUUAAACUGCUGCUUCAAAUGUCUAAUCUCUAAAGCUGGGACCACAAUCUCCACUUUUCUGCCUGUGGUAGUUUAUAGAAUUUCUGCCUUCAAAAUGUUGGCAGAAUUUACAAUUAAAUGUGUAAUUUACAAGUAAAUGUGUAAUUCGUAGACAUCUUUUAUCUAUUCAUUGGCUUUGCAGUUAACUUACUACAGUUUGUUGAACUUUACAUCUUCAGUUUUAACCAGAAGUCUAUCACAUUAUAGAUCUUUCCAAUACAAUUUGAGACUUCAAUAAUAAAGUUGUAGGGAACUAGUGGCACAUUCACAGUAUUCAGUGUGUCACAUUUUGGAGCAUAUGAAAUUGCAAAAUUCAAAUUGUGCGUGCUCUCUUUUUGCCCCUGGAAAGUUCAAUCUUUCUGUUCUAUAUUGCUAGCUGCAGUUUUCAUUUUUCCAGUUCAUAGUUCCCCUAUUCUCAAGGGGCUUGGAUACUUAAACCAUAGAAUGUAUUCAGAGCAUACAAGGUAUUGAAGUUUGGCAAGUUAAAGUAAUAUUCACAUAUCUAGAUGAAGAUAGAAUAUCCAAUUUUCCACCAGAUGUAGUUCAUUUUCUAUUUUAUUUUUCAUACCUUAUAAAUGAUUUUUGUAUAAUUGUUGUAUUGUGGGGAUCAAAAAAGUAGCCUGAUUUCUGCCAGUCUUACUGUAUUAUGGUAUUACUUUAAACAUGUUUAUUUUUCUCUUGCCUCUUAGGCAGCCUGAUAUUUUUCCAUUGUCUGCCUUGUAUAAUUCUAAGGUUGCUUUAGUUUAUGCCAGCUCUCAUGUACCUUUUCAGGGAUUGUUGAAAAAAGAUCCACUUGUACUGUCGUUGUUAGCAAGGAGAGGAAUAAUGGUGGAGAAUAUAUCCAUGUCAAUAAUCAAAAGAAAAUGCAGUUCAGGUGUCUGUCUAAUGAACUUCUAGACCUAGUAAUUUUCAAAUUUAUUUUCAAAUUUUAUAAUGUGACAGGAUCAAUCUGUUACCUGCCUGUUGCAUACAAUGUUUUCUAUAGAAUUAUUUAACUUCUUGUAUUGUUUAAGCUAAACAGCUCUAAAAUUAUCACAUUGCAAUUAAGUCUACCCCAAAACUAUGGCUGAUUACCGAAGUGUGACCAAUUGAAAAUUUUCUUUAACUUUUCUUUUGUUAGUACAUUUAGUACCAUAGACAAUAUCUGUUGCCUUGCUAUGUCAGGGCUUUGUUACAAAUGAAAUGGACUGUUUUGCCAAUAGUAUGCUGUAUUCUUUAUUCUUAAUAAAUCUUAAAACUACUU